CGUGUAGCUGACCACUGAAGCGUGUCCCAUUUUGCCGUUAUGAUCGGGGACCUCUACUGACCCGAAAACCAGUAAAUCCUCACGGAGCCAUUGACGCCAGCUUACAGAGCGUUGUCAUCAGCAGCCACUGAACCACGUGGUCCAGGUGAGAUACAAGCAUUGUUGUCCAGACCGCCGACACGUCUACACGGCAACGCAGAGGGAUAACCUCCUAUUGGUUCACGCCUUGUCCAAAUAACCAAUCGUCAAAGACCGAACAUCUGAAAAAUAGUUUGGUUUUCAAAGCAAUCAUCUACAAAGUGACAGAAAGCUUCCAGUAGUUGAGUAUACCAUCUGUCAGCAACAAGCACCCUUUUUGAAAGUGAAUCCAGACGUUUACGGUAGAAGUGUACUUGUUAAGAGGAUUGAUAUAACCGAAACUGAAAGACAAAAGUAGAUUGACCAUGGAACAGCCAUCUUGUUUUUUUGUCACCAUGGAGACCUUGCCUUUUGUGUGACAUCUUUGUUGAUAGACCUGCUGACCAUUGCCGUGACCUUUUGACCUGACCAGCAUCCGAACCUCCCCGACUCCCAAGUAAAACACAGCUAGGAGCAUGUCUUCAAAACGAAAGAAUACCCCAACAAAGCUGCCAAAAGACGACGUCGUAAGCGAGCGACCAAUCAGUGAGUGCGACAGUAACCAAGACAGUGACGGAGAAUUAGACCCCUCCCAUUUACACAUUGUCACGAAAUCGGACAGCGAAUCUCAGGACUCGGACAGCUGCGGCUUGGACAGACCUCCGAGCAAAAAACAACGAAUUCUCCAAAGAGUGCGACAAGGGUCUGACUCGGACAACGAGCUUAGUUUCUCAACACAUUUCAACAAUAAUAAUAACCAUAUCACAACAAAGUCCAAUUUUGGACUGCAGAAAAAGUCAAUGGACAGUGUACUCCGACGAUUGAGCUCAAAGUCCGACAGUGAGCUUGAGAAUAACAAUAUGGCUGACAAACCAGGCAAUUCUGAUGUGCGUGUGAAAGAGAGCAUUCAGAUGCUACUCAGCGACGGUAGCCUGACGGACAAGGAGCGCAGACUCAGUGACAUGAUUGCUCAACUGCAGGAUCUAAAGGAAGACAUCAGCAAACAGAACAAAGGGACUGAUCAAGUGGCUGAAACACCAGAAUCCAAAACAACAGUUCAAUCAUCUGCGAAUUCAUCAUAUGCAUCAUCAAAAAGUUCGUCUCCUGUCACCAUGGAUACAAUGAAGAGAAUGUCUGUGUCUCCUCCAAUGGCUGCUUCUCCCUACCAUGCCUCUCCCCACUCCCAGGCAUCGCCACGGCAACGCAGUCCUCACAAUGCCAGCCCCGCCCAGGCCUGGAACGAGCACCACGCUGUCCCCAACGGACAGGAAAUCCCUCUGAAUCUCACAAAACCGAAGGCAGAGUUUAAAUUAGAGCUUAUGGACAAUGGCUAUGGUGUAGGACAUGGGGGCCAUCCUGAACCCAUAGUGACGCCCCCACCUGCCCACAGCAACCACCGGCGCCAGGUGGCAACGUCAACGCCCCCUACAGACACAGUGACAUCAUUCAUGCAGGCACGGUCACCCUUUGGCCUCCCCCAGUAUGUGGCGAGUCCAUACAUGAUGGCCAACCAUCUCCCAGUGUCCGCAGUCCUCAACAGUUUGUCCGCCCACUCUUCGCUUCUAAAUGGAAAAUCACAUUCCGAACUAGAGAAGGAGAGCCUGGUACAGGAGGUGUUAGCACGUCAGUUACAACACAGCGUGAGUGGACCAGUGUUCCCCGGCCUCCACCUACCACUCUACACCGGAGCCGCCUUCCCACAACUCCCUCAGGUCAACCAAAGCAUGAAGGGCCGGGCAGAUAACUCCCCCGACGAUUCCCCUAACAACGGUGCUUAUGUCCAACACUUACAAAGUAAGAUGUUUGGUGCCAAGAUAAUUCGUUCCAACAAGGAAAAGAAUGACCCCACUCGACCUCACAUCAAGCGACCAAUGAACGCCUUCAUGGUUUGGGCUCGUGAGGAACGAAGGAAGAUCCUCAAGGCUUGUCCUGAUAUGCACAACUCCAAUAUCAGUAAAAUCCUUGGAGCUAAAUGGAAGGCCAUGAGCAACGCAGAGAAGCAGCCAUUUUACGAAGAACAGUCUCGUCUCAGUAAACUACACAUGGAGAAACACCCUGACUACCGAUACAGACCCCGUCCAAAACGCACAUGUAUAGUUGAUGGCAAGAAGUUACGGAUUUCGGAGUACAAGUCUUUGAUGCGGUCGAGGCGUCAGGACAUUCGGCGAGUUUGGUAUGGGGAAUCUGGCACUACCUAUGUGGAAGGGCUGCUAGGCGAACAGUCACCCAAUGCCAGUUUCGAGGGGGAGCAGAAAUUGGCUGGAACUGACGGUAUGAACGGAUCAUCUCGUAUGGACCCAGGCAUGCUUGGAGAGUUAGGUCCCGAGGGGGACAGUAGUGACAAUGACAACUACAGUGAUACAAUGGAGCACCUGUCGGACGUCAGCCUAGACACGCCCAUGUCACUACCGGGGGGCUCCGCACUAUUCAGACCCGGACUCGGCCUCCAUCCCACCGCUGCCACCGCAACGACAUCAUAGUCUCCAGUGCAUCAUCGUUAUAUUUUCUCUAAAGACAUAAAUGGCAGCAAGAUGAACGAGAGAAAUGAUACAAGAUACUGGUGAACUUGUAUUUAAGAGAACGAAAGGAUUUGUGAUUCGUUAUGGAAGGGGCCUCAAAUCUGUGUAAUCCUUCUUUGUUUAUAUAGUGAUAUAACAUGACACCUUGUAGUGAUAGAAUCCUUCAUGAACAUCAUAUUGAACAAGCAAAGGCCAUCGGACACAACAUGACAGUUAUCACCUUUCUGCUGCACCAACGAUAACAUGUUAUGGACAUUCCAAAUUCUCCUUGCCAAGAACACAACAGUUAUUGUGGGUCAGACAAACUUUUAUUUGACUAGUUCAUCUGGGUCAGAUGUGUGUUUGACCUUAAUGAUUCUAUGUCUGACGAGUGUUUGACCUCACUUACUCUGAGUAGGACAAAUGUUUGACUGCAGGUAUAGUGCCGAGUUGUGUUGCCAUAGUGACAUGGUGCUAGAUGGUCUGUAGAUUUGUAAUAGAUUUGUGUUGUUACACUAGUAGAUUGACUGUUGGGUAGUGAAUGGGUGGGUAGAUAAUGUAACAGGUUGGUUACCACUAUUUUGUGGGGACACAAAAGGUAACUGAAGAUUGGGGUAGUUUGGGGGGAUGGACAAAUUGGGGUAGGGUAGGUAUUUGGCUGGAUACUUGCAUUUGAAUUUGGGAUGGGAAACCAGGACUGGAUAGAUAUUUGGCUGGGUACCCAGGGAUAGCUAGAUUUGGGGAUGGGUACCCAGGGAUGGGUUGGUUGAAUGUAUAUUUAGGGACGGUGCAGAGGGUUGGGUUUAUGUACAGGGAGACAGGUUGUGUAUGCAAGGUGAUUAUGUUAGUUGUGAUAGUGCUUGUCCAGCCACGGUCCACCAUAAGAUCCAUCCAGCCAGUCAAAAUAGCAAUAUAUAUAUACUCGUCGCUUAUAACUAUGUAUUUUCAUGGCCAUGACGAUGUCCACAGAAGGGACUUAACACAGUAUCUACAAUGUAUGUAUAGUAUAUGUAUGUGUCUUUUAGAGUAAAAUUACUAUGUUUUGUGUUUAAAGCAAGUUAGACAGGACCACACUUCAUUGGUUCAAUUUUGUUCCACUGCCUAACCAAUCAUAAUCAUUUGUUUAACUUAUAUAUUACAUACUACUACAUGAUUGGUGGAGGUUUUUCACCAAUCGCAUCAAUGUAACUAUCCAAUAUUGGGUCCAAGAUCUACUAAUAUAUCAUCCAGAACUUCUUCUUUUUUUUGUUUGUCUCAGUAUUUUUUUUUUUUAGAAUGACAUGAUGAUAUUUUGUUAAUUGUUAUUGUUUUAAAUGUUACGACCUUGGGAAGAGCUGGUGCACACUGGGACACCUUAUAUAGGCGCCAUGGUGCUUCCUUCUGAGUAUAAAACCUGCUACUCCCUUAGACACUGUAUAGACACAAUGGUGCUUCCCUCCAAGUACAACGCUGCUUCUCCCCGGACCACAUUAUAAAGGCACUGUGGUGCUUUCCUUUGAGUAGUUGCUACUCAGUUGUAGAACAUGGCUGUUUAUGGAAACCGACUAGGAAACCAUAUUCUCCAUAUUUAUUCCAUUUUUGUGUUUUGUUAAUUAUAUUAUGGUCUAUUUCUUCAACAAAUUUUUAUUGUUUUAUUUUAUGUACCAUUCAAACAUGAACAAGAUUUUUUUAAUUUUUUUUUCAACGUUGUGUCCAAACUGUACCUAAAAAAAAGAUUUCCUAUCGUAAAAUUUGUUAAGAGUUGCAUGGUUCAUGAACAUGAGGUUUUUUUUUUAUAAAAGUUCAAGAAUAUUGUUUAAAGAAAGGGGAAAAAAUAUGAUGAAUUUUAAAUUCCAAUACAUUAUUAUUGCUUAUUUAUAUUUUAUUUUAUUUUUGAGGAAAUAAGUUAAUUCUCCGAGUAAUAAUACUGCUAAAAAUUGUUAGAAAACAGUUUUAUUCAUGGUGCCGCUGAGGACUGUGUGCAGCCAUUACGUCACCAUGACAAAGAUGUUGUACAUCGAUUUGACUAAUGGCUGCUCGCAUUAUAACCUCUUGUCUCUAGCCCCGAGUUAUAUCCAUGUAUCUUUAUGUAGGUAGUCUGUCUGUGACUUUUUGUUUCUUGUUAUUUUACAAAAAAAGUAUAUUAUAAAUCAUGUGAAUAUGUAGAGUCAAUUAAAAUUUAUUAUAUCUGUACAUGUAAAAAUAUUGAAUUAAUCACAAAACAAAUGCACUUUUUUUUGUUCUUAAUUUUGUUUUACCUAUAUCUGUUUUUCUUCAUGAACAAUUAGAAAUACGGCUGUCAGAUCAAAUACUAUUUUUUUGAAAUCCACAUGUCCAAUGCUGCAAAAUUUUCUUGUCACUUGAAUAUGAGACUGCACUCUAAUAUUACAGUUAUCUCCCCUUAAAUCUACAUUUAUAAUUCAUAACGAUUGUUGAUUAUUUUAUCAAAAUCACUCGAAGUACGAACACAAAUAAUUUUAAAUUGCCAGUUGUGUAAACCACGUUUUGUUCUCAUAAUUUCCCCACCAUAAAAUGGUGUCUUUUUCACUAGUUAAAUUUGCAUAUGUGUCUUGUCUUCUUCCUAUUAUUACAACUAGUCCUUUGAGUACAAUGCAAUUAAUAAAAAAGGUAGUGCUAUCAGAUGUGAAAAGUAAAAACUAUGUAAAUUUCUAGCUUUUAAUGCCAUAAAAAAAAUUCUUCUGGUAUUUUUGAAAAUACAUGAAAACUGCAAGAUUAUUUUUUAAAAAAAACACAGUGAUUUGAUGUUUUCUGAAUUUCAUUGUGCCUAUUUGCUGUUUGUAAAUGUCAAUAGCCUGACACAACUGCCAUUGUACAGAGACGCAAGGAAUGGUGCAUUUAUGUUUACACUAGUUGCCAUGGUACCUACAUCUAUUUUUAUGUCCCACUUGACAUUGACUCUGUUGUCAUGGUAUUUUGAUCUCAUAUAUUGUUUUGCUAACGGACACCGAGGCUAAAUGCUAUAAUGAUUAUGCCUCUUCCCCUGUAGAGCCUUAUGUCCCAUUAUUUUCGCGUAAUCUUCGUCAUUGCCUCGUCAUGUAACUGCCCUGUUUAUAGAGAUAUAUGCUGUAUAUGUAAACAAAAUUUAUAGGUAGAUCAUUAUCGAUUAUUAUUUAUACGGUAUUUUUUUUUUUUUUUUUAUUAUGAUAGACAUUUUGAACAGUGAAUAUGAAACUGAGGCUUGAGUUUCGUCACGAACCUUAGCUGCUGUUUGAAGCUACAAGAUUCUACAAAUAGUCCUCGUCACACCUUACGUUUUCUGUUGUUGAUGCUGAAACAGCAUUUGUUACCAUAGUUAUAUUGCAGCAUGUAUACCCGUUGUUUAUUUCAUUUUUGUACCCGACAAGUUUUUAUCAUUGAUACAAAGCAUCCUUGUUGUGCCAGAUAAAAACAUGAGUAUAUGUUGAUUCCUACCUAAUCUACAAAAUGUUCUGUCUUCAGAAAAUCACCGGAAAAUAAUGAGAAAUGAUGAGAAAUGUAUGACAAAUGUGAUUUGCUUGGAUGAUGAUGAAGCAAUUGCAGGUUGAAAAUUUGAAUACCAGAUAAAAUGUAUUCUAUUUUAUGAAGUACAUUUAAAAACUUCAGUAUGAAAAAGCUACAAAUUUAUUUUUUAUUUGAUAACACUCAAUGCUAUAUAUUUUCUUUCUUUCAUCUGUUUUUAUUGUGACAUUAGAGGUCAGUUCUCAGUUGGCAUGACAACCAAAGUCUGUGCUCACUUGUCAUGACAGCCAAAGUCAGUGCAUGGUUGUCAUGACAACCUAGGUUGUACUUUGUUGUCAUGACGACCUAGGCCUGUCCUUGAUAGUUAUAACAUCCUAGGAUGGUUCGUGAUUUCAUUACAAGCUUGGUCAAUACUUAGUUGUCAUGACAGCCUAGUUCAGUACUCUGUUGUCAUGACAACAUGAGGAUGAACUUGGUUGUCAUAACUGCUAAGGUCAGGUCUCAGCUGACAUGACAAACAAGACUUGUGUACUCAUGUCUGCCAUAUAAUGAAACUUUAUCAUGAAGACUUUUAAACUUUGAGAUAAUGAAUAUUUUCACCUUUUUCCAUUGAGAUAUAUAUUUGAAAAAUUGAGCUUUUGGAUUAGAUUAAUUUCAUAAAUUUUCACAAAAGAAUAGAUAAUAUGUUGAAAAACUGUUGUAUUUGGAAAAUUAAUUUAAUUGAUAAUUCAAUUGAGGUAAAUCCUUUAUUUACAUUCAUCAACUUCAGUAAAAGUAGGUACAACACGUCGCAUUAUAAAGGGUGUGGCCACAUGUCACAAUGACACGAUGUGUAGGUGGCCACAUUUCUUCACUUUGGUGUAGUUGUGGCCAGAUGCAUAUGGUUGUGGGUGUGGCAACAUGUCUCAUGGUUUGUGGGUGUGGCCAAAUGACAAAAAAAAUAGGGGUGUGGUCACAUGGUAAGUGGGUGUGGCCACUCGUCACAUGGUAAGUGGGUGUGGCCAACCGUCACAUGGUUAGUGGGUGUGACGACAUGUUAUAUGGGUAUAGCUAUAACUUGGUCCGGUCCACAGUUGUCAUCAUCACUUAUUGAUUUGUCUACAAAAUAAGCUUCUUUUUAUUAUUAUAGUUUAAGUUAUAGAUUUGAUAAAUUGAUUGACUUUGUGAGAACAAAUUAAUAAAAUGUUUUAUUAAAAGAA
Molecule: messenger RNA, 7252 nt
Organism: Mizuhopecten yessoensis (Yesso scallop)
Lineage: Eukaryota; Metazoa; Mollusca; Bivalvia; Pectinida; Pectinidae
Product: transcription factor SOX-13-like
Exons: 14
Coding region: 594-2597 (667 amino acids)
Biological process (GO): cell fate commitment; regulation of transcription by RNA polymerase II
Cellular component (GO): nucleus
Molecular function (GO): RNA polymerase II cis-regulatory region sequence-specific DNA binding; DNA-binding transcription factor activity, RNA polymerase II-specific
Source: RefSeq, a predicted model, not a curated record